Ipomoea nil (Japanese morning glory) is the source of this 1205-nucleotide messenger RNA. RefSeq names its product delta(3,5)-Delta(2,4)-dienoyl-CoA isomerase, peroxisomal. Bases 87 to 917 code for a protein of 276 amino acids. The record is from RefSeq and is a predicted model, not a curated record. Gene Ontology annotation, cellular component: peroxisome. The transcript is spliced from 2 exons. Gene Ontology annotation, molecular function: delta(3,5)-delta(2,4)-dienoyl-CoA isomerase activity. Lineage: Eukaryota; Viridiplantae; Streptophyta; Magnoliopsida; Solanales; Convolvulaceae.
CGUGAAGCGACCUCACUUUCACCUACAAUAUCCGUCCGUCGUAUAUACCGAUACCGUUGACCUUUCAAUCUUCCGAUCGAUUGAAAAUGGAGGAGAAAUACAAAUCGCUGCAAGUAAUUCAUAAACCUGCAAAUUCUCGGGUCGUUACCGUAUACCUGAACCGACCCGCACGCUUCAAUGCUCUCUCACGCGACUUCUUCACGGAGUUCCCUAAGGCCCUCGCAUCGCUCGACGAAAGCCCCAACGUCGCCGUCAUCGUCCUGGCCGGAGCCGGGAAACACUUCUGCUCUGGCAUCGAGGUCGAUACCCUAGGCUCGGCCGCUGUUGAAUCCCAAUCGUCUGAACCUGGCCGCACGCGCGAGAAGCUCCGACGUGACAUCAAAUUUAUGCAGGACGCCGUGACGGCGAUCGAGAGGUGCAGGAAGCCUGUGAUUGCCGCGGUUCACGGCGCCUGCAUCGGCGGUGCGAUUGAUAUCAUUACCGCCUGUGACAUUAGGUACUGUGCGGCCGAUGCUUUUUUCUCAGUUAAAGAGGUUGACCUGGCCCUUGCAGCUGACCUCGGGACCCUCCAGAGGCUUCCGAGUAUCGUCGGGUUCGGAAAUGCAAUGGAGUUGUCUUUGACCGGCCGGAGAUUUUCGGGAUCGGAGGCUAAGGAGCUAGGCUUGGUUUCUAAGGUUUUCGGUACCAAGGAAGCCUUGGAGGAGGGCGUAAGAGCUAUUGCUGAGGGAAUAGCAGCAAAGUCUCCCCUAGCUGUGAUUGGAACAAAAGCCGUGUUGUUGAACACUAGAGAUUUGACAGUGGAGCAAGGUUUAGACUACGUCGCAACAUGGAACUCUGCUGUCCUUCCAUCCGAUGAUUUGAAAGAGGCAGUCUCAGCUCAAAGAGAGAAGAGAAAACCGGUUUUUGCAAAACUAUAGAGUUUGACUGAAGGCUAUACGCCCAGAAAAAGGAUUGCACCCUAAUUCUACCGCCAAACCGCCCUUGCCCUGGUGCUUGGCGGGUUUGUGUGCAGAGAAGAACGUUCAAGGAUGGUGGGCAUUUUGCAAGACAUGAAUGAAUGUCUAUCCUAGGAUUGACAGAUUGGACAACUGUGUAAAAUUCUUAGUUUCAUACUUAUCCUUUGUAGCAUCAAAUGCCAGGUCUACAAUUGAAUAAUGGAUAUUUCCUACUUAAAUGAGACAUGAAAUUUCUUAUGUUAGCUGAAA